Molecule: messenger RNA, 2610 nt
Organism: Pseudoliparis swirei
Lineage: Eukaryota; Metazoa; Chordata; Actinopteri; Perciformes; Liparidae
Gene: nt5c2l1
Product: 5'-nucleotidase, cytosolic II, like 1
Exons: 18
Coding region: 167-1651 (494 amino acids)
Molecular function (GO): 5'-nucleotidase activity
Source: RefSeq, a predicted model, not a curated record
ACAGGGAGGAGUUGGCUUCUGUGUGAUGGAGUGAAAAACACUCAUGUUCAUGCCUUACAAAUGUGGGUGGAAUUAGUUGACUGAAUCGUGUUGCAGUUGCAUGUGAAUGUAACUCGCAUGCAGGAGUUGGACAUCAGCAGGCUUUGCGAACAAUUUGAAGGGCACAAUGGACUCAGAUCCCAGCAUCUCCUCUGAAGAGCCCAAGGCGAAGAGAAGCUUUGACCAAAUGUUGUUCGUCAACAGAAGUGUGAGCUUGGAAAACAUCCAGUGCUAUGGAUUUGACAUGGACUACACGAUGGCGAUAUAUAAGUCUCCUGACUACGAGAGCCUGGGCUUUGAGCUGAUAAGAGACAGAAUGGUGUCUGUGGGAUACCCUCAUGAGCUUCUGCGCUACACAUACGACCCCAGCUUCCCCACACGUGGUUUAGUGAUCGACACCAAUUUCGGGAACCUCCUGAAGGUGGAUUCAAAUGGGAAUGUUUUAGUCUGCAGUCACGGCUUCCACUUCCUCAAAGGAGAAGACGUUCACCAAUACUACCCCAACAAGUUCAUCCAAAGAGAUGACACCGACCGUUUCUACAUUCUCAACACUCUCUUCAAUCUUUCAGAGACGUACUUCUACACCUGCCUUGUGGACUUCUUCACAAGAUGCACCAGAUACACAAACCUCCUGAAAGGUUUCCAGCACGGCGACUUGUUUAUGUCCUACAGGAGCAUGUUCCAGGAUGCUCGAGACACGAUGGACUUCCUUCACGACUCGGGAAUCCUGAAGGACAGAACUAUCAAGAAUAUGGAGAAAUAUGUGAUUAAAGAACCAAAUCUCCCUGUGCUCCUGACACGGAUUAAAAUGGUGGCCAAGGUCUUCCUCGCUACCAACAGUGACUACAACUACACUGAGGCCAUCAUGACAUAUCUGCUUGAAAAUAAUCCAAAGUCUGGGAGUCAGAAAAAGCCCUGGCGCUCCUACUUUGACCUCAUCGUGGUGGACACCAAGAAGCCCCUCUUCUUCGCAGAGGGGACGGUGCUGAGACAAGUGGACACGGACACAGGAAAGCUUCGGAUCGGGACGUACACAGGCGACCUCCAACAUGGAACCGUUUACUCCGGAGGAUCUUCAGACAUCAUCUGUGACUUGCUGGACGUCCGAGGGAAAGACAUCCUCUACGUCGGCGACCACAUCUUUGGAGACAUCCUCAAAUCCAAGAAGCGUCAGGGCUGGAAGACGUUCCUCGUCGUACCGGAGCUCAACAAGGAGCUGCGAGUGUGGGACGAGAAGAAGAAUCUGUUUGAGGAGUUGAAACGUCUCGACAUCUUCUUAGUUGAACUUUACAAGCAUCUGGACAGCGGCAGCAAGGAGGUUCCUGACAUCCGGGCCAUUCAGACGAGGAUGAAGGUGCUGACCUACAGAAUGGACACGUCGUACGGCCAGAUGGGCAGCCUGCUGCGCAGCGGCGCCAGACAGACGCUGUUCGCCAGCCAGCUGAUGCGUUACGCGGAUCUCUACUCCUCCACCUGCAUCAACCUGCUGCACUACCCCAUUAAUUACCUCUUCAUGGCUCCCCCAGUCCUGAUGCCCCACGAGUCAGCGGCGCAACACGCAGCGUCAGAGCUCGCGCGCACCAACAAUAUUACCCAGACGAGCAAAAACUAAAGUGCUAAACACAGCUGACCGACAUGUGCCAUAUAGGAAGGACGUGAGAAGAGGAGUAUUCAAAUGAAUCCUUGAACUGAUGAUUGGGCUUGUUUGCACCUGUGCUUGUAUCGAGGGUUUGUUGCAGCCAUGACGGGCCUCCUUUACCACAAUAAACUAACAGUGCUCCACCUAGUGGAUAUUAAGUGCUAUGACAUGCAGCAAGAUUUGGGGAUUGAAAGCAAAAACAGAUUGAGGGUUAUUGUAUUAAUCUGUCGUAAUUUGUAGUGGUACAUGUGCACUUUUUAUGUUUGUGUGAUGUUUUUUAUGAAUAAAUACAUCAUUAUAUUGGUUUUAAUUUAAGUACAACACAUUUGACAGCAUGCCAGUUUAUAUGUCAUUAGUGUAUCUCAGUGAAUAUUAAAGGACAUCCUCACAUAAUCAUGUUGUCACUGUUUUAGAGGCUUUUGAGACCCACAAUGCACAUUUUUUCGUAUGGGCCAUUUAUUAUAUGUAAGUAGUUCCAAUGAAAAUUGGUCACACAGAGGUCUGUGGAUUAUUCAGAGUAACCAGGAAACAAUGGGAAAGACACAUUGCUUUGGAGUUUUUCAAAUGUAAUGUUUCAGCCCCACAAAUCUCCUUUUCCUUUUAACAGCCAGAAAUCUCAAGGACACAUUAUGUAAAACCUGGGGCAAUAAGUGGUUCAGUAAUAUCUUUAUUCUGUUGGUGUGAACUGACCCUUUUAGGUUUGUCUUUUGUACUACAUCUGUUGUCCACUGGAUGGCAGAGAGUCACCUCUUUCUGUGUGUGAGUGUGUGUGUGUGUGUGCGCGUGUGUGAACUGGCUGAUGAUCAAGUGAAAACUGUUUUAUCUGACAAAACAAAGAUUUGUCUCUUAACACAAGAUAACACAAAUAACUGUGUUUACAAUGUUAUACAAUAAAAUGUGUGCUUCCAACAGUAAACUCAGUACCUCAUCUA